AUGCAGCCUAUCGCCACGACCAAAGGCAAGCUGACACAGCUCAGAUAUGAGCUUCCGCAGCGAGUCCACGAUGCCACAAUCUACCCGGUCAAAGCUCCCAACGGCUCAACCAUCCUCCUCUACGGACACGAGACAGGUGUGAGCGUUAUCUGGAGGGGAGGGCGACCGCUGAAGAAGGCUGCGCCGCCUCCCAAACAGGCGCCAAAGCCGCAGAAAGUCAAUGGAGCCAACAACGAUGCGAUCAUGAUCAUCGACUCGGACGACGACGAGCCUGCGAAAGCCGCCCCAGCGCCACCGGCGCCUCAAGCUGAGUUUGCAGACGACGAGGAGGAGCUCGACCCAGAUCAGCCAUAUCCAUCAGUCAUACAGCAGAUAAAGCUCUCCUUCAACACCGAAGUCCUGCACAUUGCCGUGCCUCGAGUGCCUACUGUCUCUACACUUCGCCCUGCAGACUCGCUGCCGGCUAUCUUCAGCAAGAAGCUGGUCUUCACUGCCACCUGCGCUGAUUCCACCAUACGCAUCGUCACUCUGCCACUGAGCCCACCGCCACAUUCAGCAAAGGAGAAGCCACUGGGCGCCAGCUCGCAAUAUGGGGAGGAGAUGAUCAAAUUCCAUGGACACCAGAGUAUCGCGCGGGGUAUUACUAUGACCUGGACGUCAAGAGCCGAGCCGAGCGCAAAGUAUGAGACCGAUGACGAGAUGGACAUGGAGGGAGAGGGCGACGUAGGCGCAACACCAGGGCGCCGGCGCAGAAAACAACAAGGCCUGUCCCGCUCACGACCCGGCACGGCAGCUGGCUUCGACAUGUUAAUUGCGACGCACUCGGCCGAACUGGGAGGCCUGUUCAAGAUCUGGCGCUUUGAACUCACUGAAAACUCUGUUAAUGGCGCGCACCCUAUCGCCCCUUACAAGACCGUGACACUACGCAAGCCUGCCUCUCGCAUCGCUUUCAACACCGCUCAGUACCCCAAGCGUCGCCACUCUCAGCUUCUCAUUACUGAUCUGACCGGCACCGCGCGUGUGUACGAUCUAUUCACGCCUGCAGGUCGCAAGCGGAGUGCAAGCGGCCACACCGAACCCGGUGCCUUUACCGCCACGUUCAAGUCUACAUUCGAAAGUAUGAGGUCCAACUCGCACACACCUCCUAUUCUUGCUACUCGCAAAGCAAUCCUCGAUGCGGCAUGGACGUCUGACGGUCGUCACGUUCUUGCUCUCCUAGCAGACGGCGAAUGGGGUGUAUGGGACAGUGAUCAGUCAGGCCCGAGUCCUCCCGCUGAUCCUGCAGCCUUUUCAUUGCGCGGUUUCGUGGGCACAGCCGAGAAGGAAACUAGCAGCAACGGUCCAUCCAGUCCUAAGCGCGGCGGCCGUAACUCGCUUGCGCCCAUGACACCGAACACUCGUCGCAGGAAAGAAGACCAUCUGUUCCACGGCAGCUCGUCUGGUGUUGCUGUACCGACCCGUGGAGGUGUGUCGGUAGCUUCGUCUACUUCCACUUCGAACGGCGCCACGCCUGAGGAUUCAGUCAUCAUCUGGUACGGGUCAGAGAUAUACAGGAUUGCAGAUUUGGCCAAGUUCUGGACUCGCAACACUGCUUCGGCCCGCGGACAGUCUCUCCCUGGUCCUGGCCUCACCCAGCUCCAUGACAUCCCCCUGCUCGGCGCGUCGAUCAGCUCGAUAGCACAGUUUGACACGACUGUUGCUGCAUCUCGAAUGGCCAUCGGCAGAGAUAUUCUCAUUGCAGCAGAACACCGACUCGUUAUUUCGGCGAGUACAAACCAAGCUCUCGGACGCGACCUCGGCGCUAUAUUCGCACUACCGCCGGCGGAAGAGGAAGUCAGCCGGCGAGCAGAUCAAGCUCUUCUCAGUCACGGAGAGCUUGAUCUCGGCGGCAUGGACCGAUUGCUUGAAGACAUGGAGAGCAGUGGAAGCGGACUGAAGAGCCUCACCAUGGGCAAUCCGCGAAAAGUCCUGUUCGCGUCGUCUGCUGCAUGA
Messenger RNA from Ascochyta rabiei, 1992 nucleotides. RefSeq lists its product as uncharacterized. The transcript has 2 exons. Gene Ontology annotation, molecular function: protein binding. The record is from RefSeq and is a predicted model, not a curated record. Lineage: Eukaryota; Fungi; Ascomycota; Dothideomycetes; Pleosporales; Didymellaceae. Bases 1 to 1992 code for a protein of 663 amino acids.